GGCUGGCCUCAGUCGCCCGCGACAUUCGGUCCGCGAUACGAUUCGGUUUGCGCGUUCAACUCGAAAUAAAAGAAACGAGAGAGAAAAAGAUAGAUAGAUAGAGUAAAAGGGAGGGUAUCGUAUGCCGGUUCCAGCGAGAAACAGGCGCGCGUUUCGAUAAUCGUCGAGGAAAAGUGUACGUAGAUCGAACGAUUGUGUAAACGUGAAAGAAAUCGAGAUUUAACGUGUUCGGGAUCGGAGCGAAUCCGCUCGUAUCGUUGGGAACGCGCGAUGGAUGCAGGAUUAUCCGAGGGAACGACAGACGAAGGGAAAAGGCGCGAGACGUGAAUGGAAUCGUUGCGAGGUAGCGGUGUUCGACGGUGAAAGAAUUACCGUUGCGCCGACGUUGGCUCGAUUUUCACGAAAUCAAGGAAACUGAAACGCUGCCAAAAACAGCUGCGCCUUCGUGCCUCGAGUUACACGGUUCGCGUCAUCAACAGAUAUUCGUGUUUUCUGCCGUGCCGCGAUAGAACCACGUGGAAUUCGUCCGCGUCGCGGAACCGACCCGAACCGAUCUCGAACGCGCUAUCGCGUGGUCGACAUCGUCGAUCGCUCGUACGCUUGUGUACGCCAACCAUUGAUGUCUCGAUCGUGGCAACGGCGAGUCGCGGAUCAUCGUGAGCCGAGCUGCGCAUCGAUCGCGAUGCAUCGUUGAAGAGGCGCGAAUCGCCGGCGACGAGCAACCGAGCGAGGAACGAUCGCGUGGCUGAGAGAAUAAAUAAUGUAAGCCGUAGCCGAGCGAAGAGAGAAGAGAAAAGCGAGAAGAGAGAAGAGAGAAGAGAGAACGGCUCUGGUAGACGAAAUGACGCGCGACGGGAGACUGUUGCUACUCUUGGUUUUUCUGAUGGCUUACGGUUUGUUCGUGGCCGAGAGUAAGCAUCGUCAGCGCGAGGACACGGCUAGGGAUGCGAGACAUCGGCACAGGCACAGACACGAGUCUUCGACCGGUCGAAAAAAUCGUCACGAUCUGGCCACCGGACGAUCCUCUUGGUCGCGGGAACUCGACUACGUCGACGACUACUCGCUCGUACAUCGAACGGAUCGUCAGGACGAGGAGGAGGAAGACGAGGAGGAAGACGAUUACGAUUACGAUUACGAUUACAACGCUCGAAUCUUUUACAAAAGAUCGUCGAGGCUCGGUAUUCGCGGCCGGACGUUCGCGCCACGCUACCCGGUCAGGUAUCAUUAUCGCGGGGGUUAUCGCGGAACCGGCUGGCACGAGGAGAACGACGAGAGACACAGAGGUUCUCCUCGACACGGCUCGAGAAAUUACGAACCAAGGUCCGAGAGGACCAACCGUAAGCUCGGCUAUUCGAGAAAUCGCGAUUCCGGCUACGUCUCUGAGGAUGACGUGACCGAAAGGGAAACCGAGAGAUCUCGCGGCUCCAACGUGAAAAACGUUAAUAAACAUAAGAUCGAUUCGAAACGUAAUCGUCGAACGGACGGUAAGAACGGAUACCGCGAGGACCAUUCGGAGAUGUGGAGAAGAUUCAACGAUAAGAGAAGGAAAUCGAAUUCCACCACCGAGUUUCGCCUCGCCUUUGAUGACAACAAAACGAGAGACGAGAAUUCUCACGAUUUCGAAUAUCGCACGGACGAUGUCGACCGUGCGAAUAAAGACGAUCAACGAGAAAUGGAGCAGGAGGAAGAGGAACAGGAUGACGUCGACGAUGACGACGACGACGACGACGUCGACGACGAAGACAACGACGGCGAGGUAGAGGACCAAGUCUGGAAAGAAACCGUCGACCAAGUCAGCGAGGAGCUGGACAACGAUUUUUACGAGAGUGAAAAAAAGCCACCUUUGAAAACGUAUGACGAUAUCAUCAGAAGGCUAACGGCCGACGAUACAACGACGCUCAAACCAACGAUUAAGAGAGAGUACAGAAACAUCGAAUUGGAGGAAUACUCGAGACGGGACGCUUUUGGAAAUUUCAAGUACGAACCCAAGAGCCUUUCCAGGUCUAUCGCACGCAAUAAAACGGACGGUUCUCGCUACGUUCAUUCCGGCAAGAAAAUCGUCGAGAAUUCUUACGGCAAACCUUUCGACUCGCUAGCCGAGCGUAAAUUAGUGAAGAAUGUCAGCAGCGUCGCGGCGAAAAUGAUCGAUCGACGGGAGAAGAAAGUCAUCCCAAGGAUCGACGAUGCACGACUCAAGACAAAGAGUCUCGAGCAAGAUUACGACGAGUACUCGAAUAAUCCGGACAACGAGAAGGAGGAGGAUCUUGUCGAGACUGGAGUCGAGGGAGACACGGGCAUGCAGGCGGACGUUACCAAUACGGACUAUACCGAAGAUGACGACGAAGAGGAGACCACGUUCACCGCGUCGAUUUCGACGUCACCGUCGAGUACGACGAGCACGAGUACGACCACGACCACGACGAGCACGACGAGCACCCCUAGAUCAGUGGUCGGACAGAAUUACGAUUACAGAGAUUCGAGGACGUACGAGAGCGGUACCGGGACUCGAUAUAACGGAUACCAAUCGAGAAACGAUUACCCGCCGAUGUCGGCGCAUAGCGUCCACAAGUGGCAGUCUCUGGGCACUCGAGAAAGUGUCAAAGAAACCAGAAGCAACAUGCAACGGUACAACAAAAACGGAAAGACCGCGGAAAUCCGAGAAGCUCUUCAGCAUGCGAUGAAGGUGUCUCGGGAGGGGAGCUGCCAGUGGCCACGACCGAGGGUGAUCCCGGUUCGUGACGCGUACCCGAGUCCAUCGACCACCUACAUUCCACACUGCGUCAUCUUACACAGGUGCUCGGACGACACGGGCUGCUGCAGAUUGGAAGCGCUGACCUGCGUGCCGAAGCACUCGCAUCGCGUCGAGCUCUCCUUCUAUACGACGAACGUGGGUGGCAGCAACGUUGUGGAGAAACUCUCUUUCUACAAUCACACGGAAUGCGAGUGCAAAGAGAGGACCGAGUACGAAACGAACAACGAGAAACCGUUGGAUCAAAGGAUUUACAAACAUUACUACUCCUCCCCGCAACCUCAGAACAUGAGAAGGCCGCAACCGAGAAAACCGUGCCGAUGCCCCUCGGAAUUCACGCCGCGAAUCACGCCGGAGGGCGAGUGCCAGUGCAACUGCUACGAGAACCAUCACAACUGCGUCAAGAUCAGACGAGGAAAGGGAUACUUCUCCCUCGCCGAUAGACUAUGUAUCCAGAACGAAGAGUGCGCGGCGCCUAGCUGCGAGUUUGGCGAGUACAUGAGGCGACAGGGUAAAUGUCCGCGAAAGAAGGACAAAUUUGACGCGAUAGUCAAUUACCGUACGAAUCUGAGCCACCGGUACAGGAGUUAGAGAAACCAGGAGGACGUUGCGAGAACGUGUGCCAAUCGGAAGAAGAUGAACCAAGACGAACGACAAGUGAGAGGUGAACGAGUCGAGAAACGCGACGAAUGCGCGGCGAACAUUCGACGCGACGCGACGCGACGCCGACGGUGCCAUUUUAUUACGAAGUGCCUUUUUACCACAAACUCGUUAUAUGUAUCAUAUACGCACAUGUAUAUCCCCGAAACAGUUACGCAUAGAUGCAUUCUGCUACUUUGAGCGUCGACCUCACGACUAUAUUUCGCUCCCCUUUAUUACUAUUACUACGAUUAUUAUUAUUAUUAUUAUUAUUACUACGAUUAUUAUUAUUAUUAUGUAUUAUUAUUCUUUCUUUUUUAUACUAUUGUUAUCGAUACGAACGCGAACGCGAAUCGAUGACGACCGGUCGACGAGAGACCAGUGAUCGACUGCGCGCAACGGGUAGUGCCAUUUAUCGAGAAGAAUACCAAGAAUCGCAAUUUUUCUGCCGAACCGACUCGGCAAUUUCCCGCGAGAUAAGCCGCGCACUCGUCUCGAUUGUCACACCGUACGGGUAAAAUGAACUUGGACCGUUACUCCCCGACGAUUCUUCUCGAGAGUUUAACGGACUCGCGGACACGCCCUGCGAAACUGUAUAAAGAGAGAAAUCUAUUUUGCGCCAUGAUGCAACCGCCCGCGACGUCGAGGCUCGUAUACCAAAGCGAGGUACAUAACCGCGAUAGAUGAGAGAUAAUUUGCGCGCAAUUAUAUACAAUCGAUCCUUCGAUGUGCUUUACUUUUUUCUUCUUCCUUUUUUACGUUCGCGGCGAGAUCGUCGGAGAACCGUUAGCGACUGCCGCUAAAAAAACGUAUGCGCCGAGCGACGACCGACGACCGACGGCUAAAAUCUGUUCGCGGAAGGUACGGUUUCGGUGUCCAUUCAGGCUUCAAUUGCCGUGAUCGUGCACGGCCUAACGCAAGGAUUCUUAAUUUCUCGUUUGUCGUCCGACCCAUUCCUCUGCCGACAACUAAAAACGAACAAUUUCACCACCGAUCGAACACGGAACCCGUUACUAGAACCGCGGAUCUUUUCGCCAACAAAAAUUCACCGUUUUCAAAGGAAAAGUAAUCUAUCGGUUCCUCCACGGAUUUACCGCGGAAUUCUUGUCCAUUUGUACAGACUAUCAGCAGCGGUUCUUAAAAGAAGCUGUCUAAGUAUACGAGAGAAGAAGAAAAGCUAACCUGUCUGUGACUCGACGUGUGUCCUUCGAAUCCUUACCCACCUCCCUUCCCGAUUCACACUAAUCGUGUUUUCUAUGCUUUUAUACGUAUACGUUAUCGUAAUGUGUAUGCACGUUUUAUAAUAGCUAACGUGGUCGCGAAUCGAUGCGUUACACGCCAUUUACGAACUAUGCGAAAUGCCAUACCACGAUUCGCGUGUAGAUCGAUAUCGCGGAUACGUAACUCUAUUGCUACUUUAGCAACAUUCAUUUUUCGACUUCAUAUUCGGCGAGGUUGUGGUAACGCACGACAUUUCGGGAAUCUCUUGUACAUUCGAUUUUUAUGGCUCGAUGUAUACUCGAAUGCGAUCGCAUACGCAUGCGCAUUACGUUUCGAACGAGACCGUCCGCGUCUGUAGAAUUUCUUGCGUCGAGUAUUCGAUCGUUUGAAUCAUCGCGAGAAUGCGUGGACAUCGUUUAACGUUCAGCUUUAUUUUUUUUCACUUGCUACCAACUUUAGGUAACAUACAUACAUAGAUAUACGUAGGCAGAACAAAUCGAACAGUAAAAUUGUAUAAAGAAAUUCAUGAUUAUCGUUUCAAUAAAAGCGCAACUUAAAUUUAA
This is a messenger RNA of Hylaeus volcanicus, 5172 nucleotides long. Its product is annotated as myb-like protein X. Gene Ontology annotation, cellular component: membrane. The transcript has 6 exons. Gene Ontology annotation, biological process: hemocyte migration. The record is from RefSeq and is a predicted model, not a curated record. The coding region runs from base 842 to 3340 and encodes 832 amino acids. NCBI's taxonomy places the organism in Eukaryota, Metazoa, Arthropoda, Insecta, Hymenoptera, Colletidae. Gene Ontology annotation, molecular function: growth factor activity.